AAGAACAGAUGCCAUCCCGAGCCUCUAGCUCGUGAGUGAUCUCUGCUCCUAGCUCAGUAGCCAUAGCUACAACGUAUAGUGUCCGUGGAAUUGUAAAUUUGUAAUCUUGUGUAUCACCUGCUGGCAACAAUGGCGGCCUCGGUGGAGUACAAGCAACUUGCUCACCCGUGGGCGAGCAAUGCGCCGUCGAGUGACCUCGACUUGUUCCCGUCCAACGGCGGCAAGCGCCGUUCCGGCUCCGACUCUGACUCCGACGACGAGGGCAAUAUACCGCCGGACUGGAGGUCGCUGUACCACCCGCGUCUUGAGGUGGAGCCGGCCGUCAAGGAUCCUCGUGACGAGGCCACCUCCGACGCGUGGGUGCGGCGGCACCCGGCGCUCGUCCGGCUCACCGGCAAGCACCCGUUCAACUCCGAGCCGCCGCUGCCGCGCCUCAUGUCGCACGGCUUCAUCACGCCGGCGCCGCUCCACUACGUGCGGAACCACGGGCCGGUGCCCAAGGCGGACUGGUCGACGUGGACCCUGGAGGUGACCGGGCUCGUGAAGCGCCCCGCCAGGCUCACCAUGGAGCAGCUCGUGACCGGGUUCGAGGCCGUGGAGCUCCCCGUCACGCUGGUCUGCGCCGGCAACCGGCGCAAGGAGCAGAACAUGGUGCGCCAGACCGUCGGCUUCAACUGGGGCCCCGGCGCCAUCUCCACCUCCGUGUGGCGCGGCGUGCGCCUGCGCGACGUGCUGCGGUGGUGCGGCGUCAUGGGCGCCUCGGCCGGCGCGGCCAACGUGUGCUUCGAGGGCGCCGAGGACCUCCCCGGCGGCGGCGGGUGCAAGUACGGCACCAGCCUGCGCCGCGGGGUGGCCAUGGACCCCGCCCGCGACGUCAUCCUCGCCUACAUGCAGAACGGCGAGCCGCUCACGCCCGACCACGGCUUCCCCGUGCGGGUCAUCGUCCCGGGCUUCAUCGGCGGCCGCAUGGUGAAGUGGCUCAAGCGGAUCAUCGUCGCCGACAAGGAGUCGGAGAGCUACUACCAUUACCGCGACAACCGCGUGCUGCCGUCUCACGUCGACGCCGAGCUCGCCAAUGCCGAAGCGUGGUGGUACAAGCCGGAGUACAUGAUAAACGAGCUGAACAUAAACUCGGUGAUCACCACGCCGGGACACGAUGAGGUGCUCCCCAUCAAUGCGCUCACGACGCAGCGGCCGUAUACGAUGAAGGGAUAUGCAUACUCCGGCGGUGGCCGGAAAGUUACACGGGUGGAGGUGACCCUGGACGGCGGCGAGACGUGGCAGGUGUGCAAUUUGGACCACCCGGAGAGGCCGACCAAGUACGGCAAGUACUGGUGCUGGUGCUUCUGGUGGGUCGAGAUCGAGGUGCUCGAGCUGCUCGCAGCCAAGGAGAUCGCCGUGCGCGCCUGGGACGAGUCCCUCAACACCCAGCCGGAGAAGCUCAUAUGGAAUAUCAUGGGCAUGAUGAACAACUGCUGGUUCCGCGUGAAGACGAAGACGUGCCGGCCGCACAAGGGGGAGAUCGGGCUGGUGUUCGAGCACCCCACGCAGCCGGGCAACCAGGGCGGCGGGUGGAUGGCGCGGCAGAAGCACCUCGAGACGUCGGAGAGCGCGGUGGGCACGCUGAAGCGCAGCACGUCGACGCCGUUCCUGAACACGGCCUCCAAGCAGUACACCAUGUCCGAGGUGCGGCGCCACACGACGCCGGAGUCCGCCUGGAUCGUCGUGCACGGACAUGUCUACGACUGCACGGGCUUUCUCAAGGACCACCCCGGCGGCGCCGACAGCAUCGUGAUCAACGCCGGCACCGACUGCACCGAGGAGUUCGACGCCAUCCACUCGGACAAGGCCCGCGGCCUCCUCGAGAUGUACCGCAUCGGCGAGCUCAUCGUCACCGGCAGCGACUACUCGCCGCAGAGCAGCAGCGCCGACCUCACGUCCAUCGUUGAGAGCCCCAGGGCGGCGCCCGCCGCGCCGGUGUCGACCGUCGCGCUGUCCAACCCGCGGGAGAAGGUGCAAUGCCGGCUCGUGGACAAGAAGAGCCUGUCCUACAACGUGCGGCUGUUCCGGUUCGCGCUGCCGUCGCCGGACGAGAAGCUCGGGCUACCGGUCGGCAAGCACGUGUACGUGUGCGCGUCGAUCGGCGGCAAGCUCUGCAUGCGCGCGUACACGCCGACGAGCUCCGUCGACGAGGUCGGCUACAUCGAGCUCCUGAUCAAGAUAUACUUCAAGGACGAGGACCCCAAGUUCCCCGACGGCGGGCUCAUGUCGCAGUACCUGGACUCGCUGACGCUCGGCGCCACCAUUGACAUCAAGGGCCCGAUCGGGCACAUCGAGUACGCCGGUCGCGGCGCCUUCAUGGUGAACGGCGAGCGCCGGUUCGCGCGGCGGCUCGCCAUGGUGGCCGGCGGGACGGGGAUCACGCCGGUGUACCAGGUGAUCCAGGCCGUGCUCAGGGACCAGCCCGACGACGACACGGAGAUGCACCUGGUGUACGCGAACCGGACGGAGGGCGACAUGCUCCUCAGGGAGGAGAUCGACCGGUGGGCGGCGGAGCACCCGGCGCGGCUCAAGGUGUGGUACGUGGUGAGCAAGGUGGCGAGGCCGGAGGACGGGUGGGAGUACGGCGUCGGGAGGGUGGACGAGCGGACGCUCAGGGAGCACCUGCCGCCGGGCGACGGCGAGACGCUCGCGCUCGUGUGCGGGCCGCCGGCGAUGGUGGAAUGCACGGUGCGGCCCGGCCUGGAGAAGAUGGGCUACGACCUCGACAAGUCCUGCCUUGUCUUCUGAUCGAGACGUGACACGUGUAGUGUAUAACACUGCAACUGUACAUAUACUUAGCGUAGUUGCAUGAUUUUAAUUUUAAGUGCAUAUUUGGAGCUCUAUCGAGUUCAAUGGAAGUGUAGAGUGUAGAGCGAUGCUUGUGCACAUCAGCACAUGGUUCAUUUUGGCGUCGAAAUGUAUAUUUCAUUAAUCA
This is a messenger RNA of Oryza brachyantha (malo sina), 2977 nucleotides long. Its product is annotated as nitrate reductase [NAD(P)H]. NCBI's taxonomy places the organism in Eukaryota, Viridiplantae, Streptophyta, Magnoliopsida, Poales, Poaceae. Gene Ontology annotation, molecular function: molybdopterin cofactor binding; molybdenum ion binding; heme binding. The record is from RefSeq and is a predicted model, not a curated record. The coding region runs from base 130 to 2790 and encodes 886 amino acids. The transcript is spliced from 4 exons. Gene Ontology annotation, biological process: nitric oxide biosynthetic process; nitrate assimilation.